Molecule: messenger RNA, 1818 nt
Organism: Klebsormidium nitens
Lineage: Eukaryota; Viridiplantae; Streptophyta; Klebsormidiophyceae; Klebsormidiales; Klebsormidiaceae
Source: the annotation of a GenBank genome assembly
AUGCUAGCAAAGACGGUAGGAGAGCGAAGAGUAGGCGAGUACUUGGCUGGAAAGACGCCUCACAGGAUUGAAUUUCCAAAUCAUCGCUCCUUCUAUAAGCGGUGGGAAUUCUCUGAAUCCGAGAUCCGAAAAAACCUCAAGUCCGGUGCGAUCGGCAUCUGGCCGCCGGAUGCUGAGCCGCCUGAAGUGAUCAGUCCAAUGGGCGUAGUGGAAUCAGCUGGCAAGGAAAGACUGAUCUGCAACAAUAGGUACGUGAACGUGUUUCUCGAACAAAUCCCGUUCGAAUACGAGAAAAACAGAGACAUUCUCACGUUCACGCGGCAGGGCUUUUACAUGGCGACAGCAGACCUAAAGUCUGGAUACUUCCAUGUGCCAAUCCAUCCGGCAUACUGGAAGUAUUUUGCUUUCAAAGUUGGCGGCAAAACCUUUUUCUACAAAGUCCUGUGCUUCGGGUUUGCCCAAGCGUGCUACGUGUUCACCAAAAUUAUGAGAGAGCCAAUAUUGGAACUCCGAGCCAGGAAGAUUCCGAUGUCAGGUUACAUUGACGAUUCGUUCACCGCAGCCGAAACAUUCGGAAGGGCUUUGCGUCAGAUCCUGUUCAUCGUGCUCCUGAUGGGAGCGCUGGGGGCUCAUUUCGGAAUUCCAAAGUGUCAGCUGGAGCCGGUUCUCCUUCUAAAGUGGCUCGGUUUUCUGGUUGACUCGGAGCGGACGGAGUUCAGACUUGGGAAGAACAGACUCGAGAAACUAAAGGAGGCGCUCAAGGAAAUGACCGAGAGUCCGUCCACCACUCCGUGCAAGCUGGCCAGGAUGGCAGGUCUCCUAACGUCCGCGGCGCCGGCAGUCCUGCCGGUGGCGCUCUACAGCCGGUCUUUCUACGGAGCGCUGAGCGGAAAGGAAACGUGGGACGAACUUUUUCCGACUCCUUCAGCGGUGGCGGAAACCGCGGCGUUCUGGUUGAACAACCUGGACGAGUGGAACGGACGAAGGUGGUGGCCGCGGCCGGCCGCGGUGCGCGCUCAGGUGGACGCUUCAGAGGUCGGGUUUGGGGGUUGGGCAGAACUACCCGACGGAAGAAAACUAGAAGUGGGGGGAACCUUUACGAAGGGGCAAGCGGGAGCGUCGAGCGCAGAAAGGGAGGUCAUCGGUUAUGCGAAGAUGAUGGAGGUGAUAACCGAGAAGGUGCCGAGCGCGGUUACGGAAAAGGCGGUUAUCCUAACCGGGGACAGCCAAGCCGGGUUAGCUGCCGUCGGGCGUUUCCGCAGCUCAGUUCCGUUGAUACGUUCCGCCCUCAAACGAGUCCUGGAGCUGUGCGCCAAAUUCCGUUUCGAUUUGGUGACGCGAUGGGUACCCCGGGAGGAACUCGCGGAAGCGGACGCUCUCUCCAGGGAACCGGACGCCUCUGAUUGGGGCAUUUCCCCGAGCGUCUUCCAGAAGGUGACGGAGUACUUCAAGGUCAAGUCGACGAUCGACCUGUUCGCCUCAGACGUCUUUCACGUCACACGACGUUUCGUCUCGAAGUACUUCACUCCGGGUUGCACUCGAGUGCACGCUUUGGCGCAAGACUGGAGGGAGUUAAUUCCAGAAGGCGAGUGUGCAUGGAUUUUCCCACCAGUCGGGAUCACUACGCAAGUGCUGCAACGCGUCGCCGACUUUCAGAUCAACGCAUUGAUAUGCGUUUCAGCGCCGAGGGGAUCGUUGGCAGAGAAUCAGAUCCGGGAGUUUGGUAGUGCAAAAGUAGAAGGGAUCUAUAAGAUCCCAAGGACGGAAGAGGAAACCUGUGCCGAUCGGAUCUCCGACUUGCUCGCACGCAACGACUAG